Messenger RNA from Emys orbicularis (European pond turtle), 984 nucleotides. It is a transcript of the gene GBX1, whose product is annotated as gastrulation brain homeobox 1. Lineage: Eukaryota; Metazoa; Chordata; Testudines; Emydidae. The record is from RefSeq and is a predicted model, not a curated record. The transcript is spliced from 3 exons. Gene Ontology annotation, molecular function: DNA-binding transcription factor activity, RNA polymerase II-specific; RNA polymerase II transcription regulatory region sequence-specific DNA binding. Gene Ontology annotation, biological process: regulation of nervous system development; regulation of transcription by RNA polymerase II. The coding region runs from base 1 to 984 and encodes 327 amino acids. Gene Ontology annotation, cellular component: nucleus.
AUGCAGAGACCCAGCGGCCAAGGGGCCGCCUUCUCCAUUGACUCGCUGAUCGGGACCCCGCCGCCGCGCUCCGGCCACCUGCUCUACACCGGCUACCCCAUGUUCAUGCCCUACCGGCCGCUGGUGCUGCCCCAGGCGCUGUCGCACGCACCCCUGCAGUCUGGCCUCCCCCCGCUCGCCCCGCUGGCCUCCUUCGCCGGCCGCCUCACCAACACCUUCUGCGCCAGCCUGGGCCAGGGGGUGCCCUCCAUGGUGGCGCUCACUACGGCGCUCCCCAACUUCAACGAGCCCCCGGAUGGCUUCUACCCGGCGCAGGAGCUGCCGGCUGCGCGCACCAACCCGGAGCCGGGCUGCAGGCGGAGCGCCGAGAACUUGGAGGCGGAGGAGCUGCCCCCGGCCCGGGACAAGGGGCCCCCCGAGCCGCCGCUACACUUCCCGGACCCCUUCCCCAACCUGCCAGCCGAUGGCAAGGCGUACAGCUCCGACGAAGAGAAGCUGGAGGUGAAAUCGGCAGAGACCCCGUGCAGUGAGAGGGAAGAGGAGAGCUCCACACCUGACAGUGAGGAGGAGAGCUUCCUGGAUGGGAGCAGUGCCAGCUGCCUGGGGCCCAAGCCCAAACCCAAGAGCAGCUCCGGUGGGGAGCAGGCACCCCCUGGCUCCAACCCGGGGAAGAGCCGCCGGAGGCGCACGGCCUUCACCAGCGAGCAGCUGCUGGAGCUGGAGAAGGAAUUCCACUGCAAGAAGUACCUGAGCCUGACGGAGCGCUCGCAGAUCGCCCACGCCCUCAAGCUCAGUGAGGUGCAGGUCAAGAUCUGGUUCCAGAACCGCCGCGCCAAGUGGAAACGCAUCAAAGCCGGCAACGUCAACAACCGCUCUGGUGAGCCCGUCCGCAACCCCAAGAUCGUGGUGCCCAUCCCCGUGCACGUCAACAGGUUCGCCGUGCGCAGCCAGCACCAGCAGAUAGAGCAGGGCAGCCGGCCCUGA